AAAGAAUUUACUGUGUGCAGUAAGUUUCCGUCUGCAGUCACUUGAACACGUCUAUGUUGAUUUUUGUGUAUAGCAUAAGAUCUUAUGUUGUAAUGCCAUUGAACUGCGUAUACAGCAAAAUAUACGACUUUUUCAUUUGAUAUUAGCUAAAUACAUACAAAAAUUGUGUAAAUUCUCAAUUUUUUACAUACCUAAUCAGUAAUACAUAUACUUGUAUUUUCUAAAUGGCAAAAAUGUUGAUAAGGACUAGAAAUGUUGAGUGUAAAUACAAAAUUUCGAUAAUUAUUCGAGUGGUUUUGUUCCUCGGCAUUCCUUUAGUAUACUUUUUGUUCAAUGGUGGUAAUACUUUUUUUGGCGACGCAUCACAAUAUAUCAAUAUUAAUGCAGAUGAAGCCAGUAGUUUCUCAUCGCGCCGCCUUCUUGGUGUAGUGGACGGAGGAAAAAACUGCACACAUCCUGCGAUUUUAGAAUUUCCUCCUGAUGGCUUGACUCGUUAUCAACGGCAGCACGGCUUUGUUUUAAUCCACUGCGUGUUAGCAGUUUAUUGUUUUUUAUUGUUGGGCGGUAUCUGUGAACAUUACUUCGUGCCAGCCAUCGACAUCAUUUGUAGACGUCUACAUAUGGCAUCAGAUAUAGCAGGAGCGACGUUUAUGGCGGCAGCUAGCUCCAGUCCAGAACUGUUUAUCAACUGCGUGGGUACUUUUGUGACUGAAGGCGAUCUGGGUGUUGGAGCUGUUGUCGGCUCGGCUGUGUUCAACGUGCUUGCUGUGCCAGCAUGCUGCGCACUGUUCGCUGCGAGAGUGGAGCUGGACUGGUGGUCAGUUUCCCGAGACUGCCUCAUGUACGCUGUGGCCGUGGUGGCGCUUAUUUUAACGCUACUCGACGGCAAAAUAUACUGGCACGAAGCUCUCCUACUCGUUCUCAUGUAUAUACUGUAUAUAUUGGCUAUGGUUUUCAACGGCCGUCUAGGAUCUUUUGCGAAACAUGGCUGUUGUUUUACAUUCAAGAAAUCUAAAACUUACACAGAAGUUACACCGCUUUUGGUUAAAGAAAAACUUGGACCUCUAGAUGCAUCUCAACGUAUGACUCGUCCCGUUCAACAAAGUGAUUUAGAACAAGGAAUAGAAAUGACGAGACGACACGGCUCUACAAGUUCAGAUUCAAGCACGACAUCUGUUUGGUCAUUUCCUGGAGAAAAAACAUCGAUGUGGAUGAAAAUUUACUGGUUUUUAACUUGGCCUAUAUCUUUCCUCCUGUGGCUUACUAUUCCAGACUGUCGAAAGCGACAGGCUCUGUACCCCUUAACCUUUAUAAUGUGUAUCGCUUGGAUAGGAAGCGUGUCGUAUGUCGUCGCAUGGAUUAUUACUAUUUUGGGUGACACACUCGACUUGCCCGACAGUAUUACGGGCCUAACCAUCCUUGCAGCCGGUACGAGCCUACCUGAAGCAGUUUCUAGCGUGCUAGUUACCAGGCAAGGAUGUGGUACAAUGGGUAUAAGCAACUCAAUCGGAUCUAACACUUUCGACAUCCUGCUGUGUCUGGGCCUGCCGUGGCUGAUAAAGUCCUUGGUGUAUCCAGGCACUCCUGACAACCACUGGGUGACAAUAAAUUCAAGCGGCCUGCCUUACAGCGCCAUCUCUCUUUUGUCCACGCUUUUCGCGUUGUACGGCUGCUUGACAUUGAACAAGUUUCAAUUAGACUGGAAAAUUGGUGUCACUUGCGCCGUAAUUUACUUUGGAUAUCUCGUACUUGCAGCGCUGAUCGAACUCAAUGUGUUCUUCAUGGUCAACUUACCUAUUUGUCCACAUUAGUUGAACGACAUCUGACUGCGAAUAUUUAAUCAAAAGUCAAUUAAAUAUUGUAAUAUGAUGACACUUUUGCAGUACCUGCAUCGUCUUGAACGUAUCAUCUCCAUAUCCGAGACAUAUGAAUAUUGAAGAAUACGAAUAUUAUAAAAUAAAGAUUCAGACAUAUGUAAAAGUAUAUUAGAAUAAUUAUAUAUUAUGUUUACGGUGCGAAUAAAUAAAGGAGGACAUGGAGGUUCGUCGAAAUCUAUGAACAAUGGAUGUAAAAUUAUGAGUGUCCUGUACAGUGUACUGAUCUGAUAAUAUUUUUUUUUUUACAUUAGAUACCAGUAAAAAAAUUUACUAAGGAAUAUCUCCUAUAUAUAUAUAUAUAUAUAUAUAUAUAUAUAUAUAUAUAUAUAUAUUAAUGUACUAGGUAGCUAUACAUAUAACUAUAUUAACUGUAUGACUGUAUACUUUUGAAUGUUUUGGAAUAUUUUAUUAGUUUUGCCUACAGCACAAAUCACGGGUAACAAAUCAAAAAUAAACUGUGCUUAUGAAAUACAUACCUACUUAAUUUCUGAAGAUAUCUCAUAUUUAAUUGUAGGCGGAUGUUUAAAUUGUCUUAUAAUAUUUGUCAUGAAAAUAACAUCAAUAUUAGAACUGAUUUUAUAAGAAAUAUGUGAAUAUAAGGUUUAUUUUACAUAUCUUAUACAUUCAUUUUAUAGAUUUUACGAAAAAUAAGCUUAUUGAAUGUAAAUUUCAAUAAUUAAUGAAAUUAUUAUAUAUAAUUAACGGUUUCUAAAGUUUCACUAUUUUUUUAAGGUUAGUUCUUAUUAAUUUAUACCGUUCGAUAACAAAAGACAAUUUUGUUCCAUAGAAGUUUUUAAUAAAUCAAAUCCAAGGCAAUUUGUAAUAUAUGCUUAAAUAACAAUUUGAAACAAUAUUUAUGAAAUAUAUCAAGAUUAUAUUUAUUUAAUAAAGUCGAAGUUAAUCAUCGCAACAAGUA
Messenger RNA from Manduca sexta (tobacco hornworm), 2793 nucleotides. RefSeq names its product sodium/potassium/calcium exchanger 4. Bases 225 to 1811 code for a protein of 528 amino acids. Lineage: Eukaryota; Metazoa; Arthropoda; Insecta; Lepidoptera; Sphingidae. Gene Ontology annotation, cellular component: membrane. Gene Ontology annotation, molecular function: calcium, potassium:sodium antiporter activity; calcium channel activity. The record is from RefSeq and is a predicted model, not a curated record. Gene Ontology annotation, biological process: intracellular calcium ion homeostasis; calcium ion transmembrane transport. The transcript is spliced from 11 exons.